AUCGCUGAAUGGAUUCAUGCUCUUUUUUGGGGCGGAAUGGAAUCGGGAGGGCAAAUCUCACUUAUGAAAAGAAGCCGAUAAAAUAACGUGCUCAACACAUUUUUCAUUUCUUAAAAAAGUUUUGAAAUACUUGUUGCAGUUAUUUUAGUUUUUGAAAAAAGACGAGUAAAGAUGUACUCCGCGAUGGAGUAUGGUUACGGGAUGAGAAAGCGGCCCGUCGAAGAGGUCACGUUUUACCGGCAGAACAAGAAAGGGAAACCUUUAAAGAUAUCACGAGAAAAAUACCUUCGAACAGAUAUUUGUUGUGGGGUGAAUGGAUGUAAAAAAUGCAUCGCGACGGACCGGUCUUUAUGUCGAUUGGAAAUUGCUCCUGCCAUCAAUUCGAAAAAGUUUGACUUUAAACAUUUCAUAUUGCCAGAUGCCGGUUUCAUUAUUCGACAGACGGACGUUCUGGACGACUUGGAUAAUGUGAUCCUUCUUCAAAGCGUGAUGGAAGAAGUCUACAAGAGAAAUGUGACAAAGUACAAGCGCAUUCGAAAUGGGGUGAAGACCAAGUCCUGGACCUACUUUUUGAACGAACAUAGCAAGGACACAUUUGUCAAUCGAAAACCAAAUGAAACAACGGAUGAAAGGAAUACCCGAGAAUUUGUCCAAUGUUAUAAAUAUUUCACCGAACACUUGGCAUCCUUUGGGAUUAAAGUAAUCAUUUUCAGUGAUAACCCUGCCUUUCGAGAAGAGGUGGAGAAAAUUCAUGGGGGUGACGUUCUCCUGGCCUCGGCCGAAGAGUACGUACUAACAAUGACAGAUAAGUUCAAGGAUCUCAUGGAUCGACUCUGUCUCAUCCCGUACAAUGAGGAUGAAGCCGUAAAGAAGUAUCAAGACUUCACAUAUCCACCUCACUUUGAUUCAAACCUUCUCCAGGCUGGGAUAAAAUCUGGGAAAUAUUAUCAAGGAGCCUUCCGCAGCUUUAAUUUCUUUGAAGGAUUCGUCCGCAUUGAGGAUGAUGCUUCUGCAGCGAACGCAAAGUCAGGACCACGUAAACAGAAGGACGACUUGGCCUACAACGAGAUCCUUUUGCAGGGCUUGGAAAAUGUAAACCGAGCCUGCGAAGGGGACAUUGUUGUGAUUGAAGUCCUCCCCGAAGACAAGUGGUCCAUCCCGUCUGGCAUGGUCACCGUCGACGCGAUCGAGAAGGAAUCUCCUCUCGUGGCGGAUAAGGUCGUUCUUGAAAAUGUGGAGACCGACGUGGACGUUCAAGAACAUGAGGAUCGUCUCGAAGAAGAGGAAAUUUUCGCCGCUGUGGCCGAAAGUGUGAAGAAUGUGGGGGAGAAGAAGCGGCAGCGAACGGGACGCGUGAUUGGAAUAAUUCGGCGAAAGUGGCUCCCCAUUUGUGGCAUGAUUAGAAAGAGUUUGAAAGAAGGGACCAGUUUCCACUACUUUUUCCCAGACAAUAAGAAAAUGCCUAAAGUGAGGAUAGAAACGAGAAACGUGGACAGGUUUGAGGGGCAGAAAAUUGUCGCUCAGAUUGACCAGUGGCCUAUCUCUUCUCGGUUUCCCGUGGGACAUUACAUCAAAAUCUUGGGACCCGCGGGGACUAUCGAGACGGAAACUUCUGCAAUUCUCCACGAGCACGGGAUCCCUCACGACCCAUUUUCUAAAGCUGUUGAAGCCUGUUUGCCCCAAAUGCCGUGGACAAUUGAUCCUAGUGAGUACGCAAAACGGAAGGAUUUCCGAGAUAUCAUCGUCUGCUCGGUGGACCCUCCAGGAUGCACAGAUAUUGACGAUGCCCUUCACUGCCGACGACUUGAUGAUGGCAUGUACGAAGUUGGUGUGCACAUUGCCGACGUGUCAUACUUUGUGCAACCGAAUAACGCACUCGACGAUGAAGCUGCCAAGCGGGGGACCACGGUGUAUCUUGCUGAUCGUAGGAUUGACAUGAUUCCGCCUCUGAUCAGCUCCAACUUGGCCUCUCUUCACUCUGGGACGGACAAACUCGUGUUUUCCUGCAUUUGGACAAUGACACCGAGCGCGGACAUCUUGGACACGAAAUUUUACAAGGGCAUCAUGAAUUCCAAGUCUGCCAUGACAUAUGCCGAGGCGCAGGCGCGGCUCAAUUCUAAAACUACCGGAGAUCCCAUAACGGACUCGCUGCGAGGGUUGAGCACUUUGGCACAGAUUCUCAAAAAGAAGCGAUUUGAUAACGGCGCAUUAAUGCUCUCCGCCAGCGAGGUGAAUGAAGAAGGCGAAAUUGAAGACGACUGUGAAGAGUCACACUCGCUUGUCGAGGAAUUUAUGUUGCUCGCGAAUUGUUCCGUGGCUAAGUUCACGUUGGAAACUUUUCGCGAGUUUUCUCUCCUUCGUCGCCAUCCGAUCCCACCACCAGCCAAUUUUGAACCACUGCAACUCGCCGCAAAAGCUCACGGCAUUAAGAUCGUGGUGGACGAGGGUUCGAAAGCUCUUAACGAGUCCCUCGAACGUCAACCAGCCGAGUUGAAAAGUAUUUUACGAGUUUUAACGACACGAUGUAUGACGCAAGCUUUGUACUGCUGUUCCGGUACGACGCCUCCCGACGAGUAUCCUCAUUUCGGUCUGGCUGCAAAGCUCUACACCCAUUUUACAUCGCCCAUUCGAAGAUAUGCCGACUUGAUGGUGCAUCGCCUGCUCGCCAUAGCUAUUGAGGUGGACCGUCCCAAUCCUAGAAUUCUGGAUUCUCAAAGGAUGCAUGGAAUCGCGGAGAAUAUUAAUUUGCGACAUCGAAUGGCACAGUAUGCAUCCCGAGCGUCGUACAAUAUCCACAAAUCGAAAACUCUGAAGGGGAAGAAUGAAGAGGAGCACACCGGUUUUGUUCUGUUCGUUAAGCGGAACGCGUUGCAAGUCUUUGUCCCUCGCUACGCCAUGGAAGGCUUCAUCUUUUUCCCGAAGGAUAUGCAAUACAACUAUAACGAAAAGGAUGGCGAAAUUACGAUUGGAAGUACAAAAUUCCGCUCCCUGGACCGACUCACGAUCGGGCUCUCCCUCGAAGAAGAAAAAGACCGAGUUGUUUUCCGCCUUUUGAAACCCGAGGUGGCCGGACUGAGUGAUAAACCUGCAUCUUCAACCAAAUAACUUAUCCUUAAAAUAGUUAAACCAUUAUUAUUACCUAUCUUUUUAUUGUAUUUUUGUAUCGCAUAGUUCAUUUGCAUACACAAAACAUUAGUGAUUUGGUCAACUAAAGAUAGGAUUUUUUGUAUCCGUAUAUAUAAAAUUGUUUUUACUGGAAAACAUGUCUCAACUUAUUAUAAUUUA
Folsomia candida is the source of this 3285-nucleotide messenger RNA. RefSeq names its product exosome complex exonuclease RRP44 (gene Dis3). Gene Ontology annotation, molecular function: endonuclease activity; RNA binding; 3'-5'-RNA exonuclease activity. Gene Ontology annotation, biological process: rRNA catabolic process. The transcript is spliced from 10 exons. Bases 172 to 3105 code for a protein of 977 amino acids. Gene Ontology annotation, cellular component: nuclear exosome (RNase complex); cytoplasmic exosome (RNase complex). Lineage: Eukaryota; Metazoa; Arthropoda; Collembola; Entomobryomorpha; Isotomidae. The record is from RefSeq and is a predicted model, not a curated record.